Messenger RNA from Magnolia sinica, 1673 nucleotides. RefSeq names its product protein ULTRAPETALA 1-like. The record is from RefSeq and is a predicted model, not a curated record. The coding region runs from base 752 to 1459 and encodes 235 amino acids. Lineage: Eukaryota; Viridiplantae; Streptophyta; Magnoliopsida; Magnoliales; Magnoliaceae. Gene Ontology annotation, cellular component: cytosol; nucleus. The transcript has 3 exons.
UCAAAACGCAUUCCCGUAUCGCUAUGCCUUUUCUACGUUUUCUCCACCAGAUUUCUCGGAGGUGGAGCGUUCGGUGAGGAUUCUUUGAUGGGUUUUUGUGGGUUUUCUCUGUAAUGCAGGGAGAGCGAGAGAGGAAGAGAUUGGAGUUGAAAUGAUGGAUUUUCUGGUUUUGAAGGAGACCCAGUUCUGAUAUCUGUCUUUUCAACGUUUUCUCCAUUUGAUUCCGCGGCGAGGGGGAAGAGUCAGAGAUGGCGGUUUGGUUGAGGUUUCUUUGACGGGGUUUUUUUCCCUUUGAGAGAGAAAGAGAGGGUGGUAAAACCGUAAAAGCUGGUGCUUUUUAUUCUUUUGAAGGAAACCCAGUUCGGUAUUUUUGUCCUUUCACGUUUUCUCAUAGAGAGAGAGAGAGAGAGAGAGAGUGCUUGAUGGAUUUUUGUGCAUUGCUCUGAGAGAGAGAGAGAGAGAGAGAGAGAGAGAGAGACGUUGAAAAGAAAAUUUGAUGGUGUUUUAUUUAAUGUUUUAUUAUUAGCGAAGGGUAGAUGCAUUUAAUAAGGGAAGCUUUCAAAGGGAAACCCAGUUGUCUAUUUUUAAUCCCUUCCACGUUUCCUCUACCAGAUUUAUAGGAGAGAGACUCGGAGGAGUCUAUUUCAUGAAGUUUUCUUUGAUUUGCUUUUGUGGGUUUCUCUCUCUGUAAGCCCUUUUGAGAUUUCUUGGCUUUUCUUUUUUAUUUUUGCCUUUUUGGGUUGAGAAAGAGAUGGAGAGUGAUGGUGAAAAGGAUGGUGUUUUUAUUUUUCAUGAUGAGGAUUUGAGUGAGAUUAGUGGGUUGAAGAGAGGAGGAGAUUUCAUUGAAGUGAUGUGUGGCUGCACUAGCCAGAGGUAUGGAGAUGCUGUUGGGAGGCUUAAGGUUUUAGCUGGUGGGGAUCUUGAGAUCAGCUGUGAAUGCACUCCUGGAUGUCAGGAAGAGAAGUUGAGCCCAUCUGCUUUUGAGAAGCAUUCUGGAAGGGAGGGCACCAGAAAAUGGAAAUACAAUGUCUGGGUCAUUGUUAAAGGAGAGAAGGUUCCGCUGUCAAAGACAGUGCUUCUUAAAUACUACAAUCAAGCACAAAAAAAUGGUAAUGGGUCCCAUAAAGGCCAUAACGGACGGCCUUAUCAUCGGGAUGAGUUUAUUCGCUGUACGAAGUGUAACAAAGAGCGCAGGUUUCGACUGCGAACCAAAGAAGAAUGCCGGGUUUACCAUGAUGCUUUGGCAGAUCAUAAAUGGAAGUGUGCUAAUGUGGCACAUGACAAAGCUAGUUGCGAUGAUGAAGAGGAACGGGCGAGCCGUAAAGUGUACAGAGGAUGCUCUCGUUCUCCGUCCUGCAAAGGGUGCACUUCAUGCGUCUGUUUCGGGUGCGAUAUCUGCCGGUUUUCAGAUUGCAGCUGCCAGACCUGCGUCGACUUCACAAUGAAUUCUAAUGCUUAGUCACCUCUCUACAAGGUAAAGGAAAAAAAGAAUGUGGGUAUUUCCCAAUUUUGCACUGUUUGGAGGUCCCGUCGAUUAAAUGAAAGCUUCAACCAUUUCAUUCCCAUGAAAACUCGGAUUCCCAGGCUCUGAGUGGCAGUUUUGUUGUUCUCAGUGACUGGUUCUGGAACCGUUGGAAACGUGGUAAUGAUGAUUUUUCUUCAUUGAUGAUUCA